AUGUCGUACGAGACGAGUCACAGAGUGGCUGAGCGCAAACCCGAAUGCGACUUUUCGAACAAAUUAGCAAUAUAUGAGCAACAGCUGUGUCUCGACUGGGGUGUGGAUAAUGUUUCCGGUAACGCAAGCUAUAUUAAAAGAAUAGAACAGGUCUUGCUCAGCAAUGUUAUAUUGUUCAGUAUUCAGACUGUUCUUCUUUUUUUGCAGGGUCAAGCAGAUAAAGGCUUCCGACGGCUCACGAAAAGUCAACCUGUGGGUCUGAAAUACAUCGGGAUCGUUCUUAGUGUUGCUGAUGAAAAAGUGGACUCAUCUGGAAAUGUUAACGAAUUGCUGGUCAGGGCGGCGCCGUUGACAGAAGAAAAUAAGCCGAAAGCGUUUGUACAUUGGGUUUCACGGCCGGUGUCUGCUGAAGUACGACUAUAUGAACGAUUGUGA
Molecule: messenger RNA, 435 nt
Organism: Cooperia oncophora
Lineage: Eukaryota; Metazoa; Nematoda; Chromadorea; Rhabditida; Trichostrongylidae
Source: the annotation of a GenBank genome assembly